AUGGGCUCACCGCAAGAUCUUCAGAAGGACGACGAAAAGACUGUGGCGGCCACGUCCGGCCCUCUAGAGAUGCAGCAAAGCCAAAUGGACGACGACAACCUGAAGACCGCCCGGAGCAACAUACAAGGAGAUAUCAAGGAUCUCGACGAGGCUGGCCUCUUUCUCCAACAGCACAACUUCAGUGGCGACUAUCUGGCCGAGCUGCUGGAAGACACUGCCAUGAACAAGCGCGUCAUUCGCAAGGUCGACUUGCUCCUCAUGCCGCUUCUGUGUGGUACGUAUUUUCUGCAGUACAUCGACAAACAAGCAGUCUCGUACUCUGCCGUAUUCGACCUCUUCGAGACUACUGGCAUCACUGGUAGUCAGUACAGCUGGCUAGGUUCUAUCUUCUACUUCGCAUACUUCUUCGCGGAAUGGCCAUCGGCGUACCUGGCCCAGCAUUUUCCCACUGGUCGAGUCAUCGCUUGCUAUUGCUUCAUGUGGGGCACGGUUAUGCUCUGUACAGCUGCAACUCACAAUUUUGCUGGCUUUGCUGCAAUGAGAUUCCUGCUGGGUGUGUUUGAAAGUGUGGUGACGCCGGCCUUCAUGAUGAUCGUUGGUCAGUACUAUCUCAAGUAUCAACAACCCGCUCGCGCAGGCAUGUUCUACUGCUUCAACGGAGUUGGGAGUGCCACUGGUGGGAUCAUAUUUUAUGGUGUCGGCUAUGCAAAGAACUUCCCGGUCUGGAAGAUCAUCUACCUCAUUUGCGGUGGUCUAACGGUCCUCUGGGCCAUCGUUCUGUUCUUCCGACUACCAAACGACAUUAUGAGCUGGAAGAAAUUCACUCCAGAAGAGAGGGCUCUCUUGAUUGCUCGCGCUGCGAAAAAUCGUACUGGCGUCCUAAAUCGAAAGAUCAAAGUGUCGCAAAUCCGCGAAGCAUUGACCGAUCCCCAGAUCUGGAUUCUUUUCUUCUUCACACUACUCAACGAGAUCAUCAAUGGGGGCAUCGCAACUUUGGCAAGCUCAUUGUCAAGUCUAUGGCUGGCGGUCAUGUGGGUUUUCACGGGGCCAUUCCUCGCUUCACGCAUCAAGAAUGCUCGUACAUACAUCAUGGCUCUGUGGCUUUGCCCUACUAUAAUCGGGACGACUCUUAUCUGGAAGCUCCCACGUACCAAUCUCGGUGGUGGCUUGGCCGGAUACUACAUGGUCGGGUCCUUCGUUGGCGCCCUUGUCAUCGCUUUGCAGUUUCCUGCCUCUAACGUCGCAGGCUAUACGAAGCGCACCACGAGCACAGCCUUUGUGUUCCUCGCCUACUGCAUCGGCAACAUCAUCGGUACGUCUCCCAAACCCCAGACUGCUCAAUUCUUCCUCACAAACUAUUCAUUAAUUGACACCCCUCUCCCAGGUCCCCAGGCCUUCCUUGCCCGCGAAGCCCCAAUCUACGAGACCGGCGUCAAGACCGUCCUCGCCUGCUCGGUCGGGCAGUGCAUCCUGGCACUGGUCCUGCGUGCUCUGCUGGUCUAUCGCAACAAGAAACGCGAUCGCGAGGAGGCGGAAAACCCAAGUCCGCCGGAUGAUGGAUCGGAGGUUUUGGAGGAUCUGACUGAUUUCCAGAACCGGAAGUUUAGGUAUAGUUUGUGA
Messenger RNA from Cyphellophora attinorum, 1620 nucleotides. Its product is annotated as putative transporter. Gene Ontology annotation, molecular function: transmembrane transporter activity. Gene Ontology annotation, biological process: transmembrane transport. The transcript has 3 exons. Lineage: Eukaryota; Fungi; Ascomycota; Eurotiomycetes; Chaetothyriales; Cyphellophoraceae. The record is from RefSeq and is a predicted model, not a curated record. Gene Ontology annotation, cellular component: membrane. Bases 1 to 1620 code for a protein of 539 amino acids.